ACAUAUUUUAAGUGUGGAGAGAAACCUCCCCAAAUUGACAAGAUCGCCAAUGUUUCAUGAAACUGAGGUGCUUGGAAAGUACAUAAACCCUUGUUUCCUCAAACCCAAAGUGAAAACAAGAGUAAAGUCGAGACCUUUACAAUUAGUGAAGGAGGCACACAAAAUUCCCGACUUUCCGGAAGAAUUUGCUCGUGAAAAAUAUCAUGCCCCUCCAGGAUCCAAGGAAAACUUCACUUGUAGAAAUUGUCCAGACAUUACCGCAGCAGAUAAAGCGCUUGACGAUGUUUCGAUUUUCAUGAACAGUCGCACCAUCCGAAAUGCACCACAUGGAGAUCUGAACAACUUUUCUAGUCUCACUGAACAACUCGUGAAAAAUUUGGAAGGGGAUGUGGACUGUUUAGCGGAUGACUACGAGUGGACGAAAUUUCAUCUCCACCGGGGAUCUAGCCUUCAAUUUUCAGAAAGUGAAAGCGAAGCUGAUCCGUUGGCCAGCAUUGCAGAGUUUAAAAAUUUCGAGGACGUCAUGGCAAGAGAUGCAUCUUCCAAACUUCGUUCAAGUGAGACUGGAGACGGAAUUGAUUAUCCUAAUGAAGAUUGUCAGUCAUUAUUAUCAUCGCCACCCGCAAAGGAAAAUUUGACCAUUGAAAUUAUUAACAUGACGAAAGAUAAGCCACACAUAGUUCGCAGAAUAAUUAAGGAAUCGCAGUCCGUGUCAGAGUGGCUUGAGGAGAAAAUUAUUUCUGUGCAUAGUGACAGUUGCCUGGAAAAAUACAGACCCCCAUCGCUGUAUGAGAUGACCAAAUCUGGUUCAACAUUGCAACCAAAAUUGAGACAUGAGACCUACAAAGCUUUAAAAGCCAAAUCUUGCUGCACGUUCGGCUGCAAAUCCGAAUCGAGUGAAUUCCUACUUCAAACUACCAAGCCAGACAGUACCAUUUCUGAUAAAUCACUGGAUAUUUUAAAGCAAAGGUCCAAAUGCCAUAAUGUAACUCCACUCACAGCAAUCAACUCUGUGGAUGAUGUAUUACAACUAAGGACAGUAAAUCCUGUGGGAUUUUGUAUUUGGCGAGCAUUGUGUUCAAAAAAGCUGGAUUUGUAUGCGUAUAAAAGCGAAUGUCGUCCCCACUCAAUCGACGAAUUUGACACACAAGCUUCCAUCUGCAAGUUCAAAAAGUUCAGUGCUCGACGACUGAGUAGAGGGGAUGACGAAUCUGAUCAAACUGGAUAUUUGGGAUCCGAAGAAGACGAGGAAUACAAGUGUCAAAUUCUUAAUGAUUUUUGGCCGAUUCGUUCUCAAUGUACGACUAAAGAUUCUGAGCCAUCGAUUCCUGAUUUUUCCAAGGAUCUCCAUGCAGUAAAUCGUGAUCAAAAUCAAAGUGCUGCCCCCGCUAACAUAAUUUUUAUCGACUGUGAUGGAUCGGAAUACUGGUCAUGUAAAUCUGCAUAUGAGGACAUAUUCUAUCCAUUCCAUGCUCAUGUACAAAAUUCUGACGAUGGAAGGACAACAUUUUCCCUGCAUAAUAAUAAUGGAAAUGCCGAUUCAUGUAAAAUUCGAAAGCAAUCACAUAUUCAACAAACCCGAUUAGGGCGUUGCAUAUCUAAACUUGCAACGUGGUGUAAGAAUGGGUUACUUAAAAACCUAUAAGAUUCAAGAACAAGGAUAAAAUUCAGAAUAAAAUUUUUAGUUUUCUCGAAAUAGUCGCUCCAGUACUGUACAUUUACUGUAAAUUUACAUCUACUGUAAAUUUCAAGUAUGACCUAUUUUUUAAUUUUGUAUAAUAUAAACCUUCGUACAACAAUGUACAAUAUUCAUUCACCACUUGAUUUUAGAUAUCUAAGGACAUAUGAUAUUUUGUAUUAAAUUAACGUUAAGAAAGGACUUAAAGCUAAAUCCCUUCCAGGGAUAUUUUUAUUUC
Messenger RNA from Folsomia candida, 1916 nucleotides. RefSeq lists its product as uncharacterized. The record is from RefSeq and is a predicted model, not a curated record. The transcript is spliced from 4 exons. The coding region runs from base 50 to 1645 and encodes 531 amino acids. NCBI's taxonomy places the organism in Eukaryota, Metazoa, Arthropoda, Collembola, Entomobryomorpha, Isotomidae.